This is a messenger RNA of Neoarius graeffei (lesser salmon catfish), 2808 nucleotides long. It is a transcript of the gene sfrp1b, whose product is annotated as secreted frizzled-related protein 1b. Bases 157 to 1071 code for a protein of 304 amino acids. The record is from RefSeq and is a predicted model, not a curated record. Gene Ontology annotation, molecular function: Wnt-protein binding. Lineage: Eukaryota; Metazoa; Chordata; Actinopteri; Siluriformes; Ariidae. The transcript has 4 exons. Gene Ontology annotation, biological process: canonical Wnt signaling pathway; negative regulation of canonical Wnt signaling pathway; non-canonical Wnt signaling pathway.
UCUUUCCCUCUGCUGGUGCAUUUAUCUUCAUGCAGCUCAACCCAAAGGCUGCAGGAAGAUCAAGACAGAAGAAGAACAGCAGGAAGACAGAAGGCGGAAUCUUUCACUUGACUGUAAGCUAUAAUUACCGGUACAGCGCUUUCUAUCUGUUACAGCAUGCAGGCGCUUCUCGCUCGUGCCAUGAGGGAGAUGUUUGUGCUGGUUUCGCUCGCACUCCUCAGCCGCGUGCCUUCGACCGGCUCUUCUUCAGAUUACGAGUACGCGUGGAGCGCGCGAGGCUACCUCCAGAGCCGCUGCACGGAAAUCCCCGAGGACCUGCGACUCUGCUACGGCAUCGGAUACACGCGCAUGCUGCUGCCCAACCUGCUGGAGCACGAGAGCCUGGCCGAGGUCAAGCAGCAGGCGAGCAGCUGGGUGCCGCUCGUGCACAGGAAGUGUCACGUGGGCACACAGGUUCUUCUGUGCUCGCUCUUUGCGCCAGUGUGUUUGGAGAAAGCAGUUCUUCCUUGCCAGCAGUUCUGCGAGUCUGUGCGUGACGCCUGCAGCCCCAUCAUGGAGGCGUUCGGCUACGUCUGGCCAGAAAUGCUCAACUGCAGCAGGUUUCCACAUGAGGAAAAGGAGUUGUGUAUCAGUUAUAACCACACGGAAACUCCUGAAAAGUCUGAACACACGCCUGCAUGUCCACCAUGUGACUUCGAGAUGAGCCCAGAUGUCAUUCUGGAGAACAUGUGUGCCAGUGAGUUUGCUAUCAGAGCAAAAAUAAAGAAAACGAAAAAAGAGAAUGCGGAUAAGAAGGUGAUGCUACAGAAGAAGAAGAAAGCAGUGCGGGAUGGAGCUCUGAACAAUCAGGAACUCAGGAAGCUGGUGUUGUAUCUAAAAAACGGAGCUGACUGUCCCUGUCCACAACUGAACAAUACAGGAAAUCAUUAUCUCAUCAUGGGACGCAACGUGGGAAAACGCUACUUAAUGACUGGCAUCCACUACUGGGACGAAGAGAACGCAGAGUUCAGGAAACUUCUGAACCAAAUCAAAACCUACAAAUGUCCUACUCGCGAACCCAUUUUCAAAUAACUAAACCCACAAAAAAAUAACACACACUCAAACACUCCUGCCGUGUUCACUCCUUUUACAUGGAAAUUUUGUGCAAUUCUGUAAUUUUGUCUCUCACUCAACACAUCUUUUUAAAACUGAUUAUUAUUAUUAUUAUUAUUAUAAUAAUAAUAUCAUAAAUCCCCAAGAGGAGUGAGUGAUGUGACAAAAAGAGCAUAUUAUGACAAAGAUAACAUGCAUUCUACGAUGCACCACAUGGAUCAUAAGAUACGCAGCAGGUUCAGGAAACAAACUGCCUGCAAAACAGAAGCAUGAAAUACUGAAUCUGAUGAUACUUUUAUUUUAAUAUCUGCAAAAAUGAAUUAAAAACACACACAAAAAAGAAAACCAACUACAACCAGAGUUUGUAAUUAUUUUUAAAACAGUUAAAUGUUAUUGCAAUAUCUGCGGUAUCUCAGAAAAGUGUAACAUCAAUAUUAUAACGUUAUAUCUCUAUGGUCAUAUCGUCCAGCUUUAAUCCACAAUCAAUCCUUUCUUCAUUGCAGUAAUGACCAAUAUAAACCUUUUUUUAAAUCUAUUAUAGAUUAUAUUAUACAUUAUUACAUAAAUAUUUAACAGUUAUUCCACAAAAUCGAGUCGUACAUGAGCUGACAGUCGACGAGGCGCGUAGCACCGAGUUGGCUAUAAGCCAUGUACGAUGAGAUUGAGUGGAAUAACUGUUUUAUUCUAUCCAUGUUCACUGGAUUUUGAGAAACAGAGCAUUUUUAUUUUUUGCAAAUUCAAUAAAUAAAAACUUUAUACAAAACGUCCGACAAAAAUGACAGGAGCAAUUUGUGAAAAAUGCUGCAAUAAUAAUUCUUGAAAAAUAAUUUUAAAAAAGAUACGUUUUUAGCAUCAAAUACUUUCAUUCCAUAUUUUGUUGCUUUUUUUGUUUGGUUGGGUUGUUUUCGAGUAGAAUUUUUAUUUCGUCCUCGGUUGGUUCAGCCGCAUGCGCCGCCAUUUUAUUUUUCUCUACUCAUGGUAUAUGAACUGAUAUUCUAGUAGUAGAGUAGCCAAUCAGAGCGUAUGAUUGCUCAUAUCCAGUGAAUGUAGAGAGAAUAAAUUUGUAUAUAAAAUAUUAAUGAUUUAAUUUGCAUUAUGUAAUCUUCUUUUGGUAAUCUUGGGUCAUGUUUUUUCAGAAAGGAGACAAGACCAAAAUUUUUUAGCUCCAUGUUUUUUAGAUGAGCAUUUUCCUUUUCCGUCACUAUAUAUGUGUUCAUUCAUUCAUUCAUUCAUUUCUAUAUUGUAUUUUACUCAUAUUGUACCAAGAACGUAUUUGCAUUCCAGAUAGGACUUCACUUUCCGUGUACUCACACAUGUUACUCUGCUUCUUCAUUUUAUCAAAAUAUCCCUCAUAACCAUCAUGUGCUGAUAAUCAGAUCCAGUCCCAUCUCAUAUCAGAACAUUCCACAGUGUUCCAUUCGGGAGCAGAAACUCUACAUAGGCAGCAGUUUGGACCAGUGUUUGUGUUUCUGAGAUCAAAACCUUCGGAAGGUGUCUUCCAUGAAAAUAUUAAACUUUAGCUUAAAAUUUAGUGUAUGUGCAAAAUUAAACUGUUAGGUCAUUACUGUAAGCUGCAAAUUUUAUUCUGACAUCUAGGUGUAAAUGUGCCCAAGUUAUCUUACCUGCUUGAAUUACACAUCUGUAUUUUUCAUGAUGACUCUGAUUUGUUAACAUGAUUUUAAUGACAUUUUAAUUAAACUUUGUUGUUUCAUAAAA